AUGGAUCCAAGUCAACCACAGGUCAAGAGACCAGCUAGUUCAGAUGAACAGCCGUCGGCUAAGAAAACGGAUACUGCCACUUCCAAAGGUAUCGCUCAUUUGAAACCAGAAUUUAUCUUGUUCAAUGAUCAAAAUGGUAGUUCCAGGCCUAUGGCAGGCGAGUAUAACGACGAAGAAGAGUCCACGUCUUCUCGUCUUGAAUCUCAACCGGCAAAUCAAAUAAAGGGUAAGAAACAAAACAGUAAGAAGAAAAGAGGUCAAAACAAGAACCGUGAUAACAGACAAGUGAGAGAACAGCACGCUCUUUGUUCGAAAUUUGUCACUAACGUCGAUGCUACCUGUUCUUUUGAUACUAAGUGUAGGUACGUGCAUGAUGUGAGAGAGUACUUGUCUAAGAAAGCCCCUGAGAUUAAAACCGAGUUUUUCCCCAUAUGUCCAGUUUGGCAAUCUUUGGGACAUUGUCCCAUGGGUUACAAAUGUUGUUUCCUUUCCUCGCAUUGUAAUAUGGAGACUCUGGAAUUAAAAGAUCUGUACGAGGUGGAUGAGAGGAAAAAGCUUUAUGAGGCUAACCAUGAGAUCAAUCACAUAGACGGUGAAAGGAAGUAUGAUCUAAUUAAGAGAAGAUUCUCAUUCACGAAGAGCGAUUAUAUAUUAGAGAUUAUUGAUGCCAUGCAACAAGAGAAUAGAGAUUUAAUGAACACUUCAAAGGGUUCUGAAACAACUACAGAUGCUAAUGCUGGUGAAGACGCUAAUGAUGAAAAGGUCUCAUUUCAAGCAACUGAAAAACAAAACCAACUAACGGAGAAAAGAGAAAGACAACGUGAACUGUAUUUGAAAUAUCACGAUACCAGGUUUUUCGCACAGGAGAAGAGAAAGCUAGAUUUGCAUCAUAAGAAGAUCGUCUCUCCCUUGACUACCGUCGGUAACUUGCCUUACCGUCGUCUAAUGCGGAAAUUAGGAGCAGACGUGACUUAUUCUGAAAUGGCUUUGGCUGUUCCCUUGAUUCAAGGUACAAAUUCAGAAUGGGCACUACCGAAGGCCCAUUGCUCAGAGUUUCCUGGGUUUGGUGUUCAAAUUGCAUGUUCAAAAACUUGGCAAGCUGCAAAGGCUGCAGAAGCACUUGCUGCUAACGUCACUGGAGUUAGCGAAAUAAAUCUAAACAGUGGUUGCCCGAUUGAUCUUUUAUACAGACAAGGUAGCGGAAGCGCAUUACUAGAUAAUCCUGCCAGAAUGAUCCGUUGUUUGAAUGGUAUGAACUAUGUUUCGAACGACAUACCUGUCACCGUGAAGAUCCGUACUGGUACUAGAGAAGGCCAUCCAAUUGCAUUAUCUAUCACUAAGAGAUUAGUGCUUGAAACGGACGUUGCAGCUAUCACUUUGCAUGGUAGAACCAGACAACAAAGAUACACUAAAUCUGCCGAUUGGGACUAUGUCGGAGAGGUAGCUAAUGCGGUAAGGACAUACGAAGCAGAAAGACAAGAGAACAAGAAUCUAAGAGAUGGCCAGAAGAUUCAAUUUGUUGGUAACGGUGAUUGUAACAACUGGGAAGAUUGGUACAAACAUCUUGAAAAUAAAAACAUGGAUAGUGUGAUGGUUGCUCGUGGUGCACUAAUUAAGCCAUGGAUCUUCGAAGAAGUCGAUGCCCAGCAAUACAUGGAUAAAAGUUCUAAGGAAAGAUUGGAAAUUUUGAAAGACUAUUGUAAAUUUGCAAUGGAUCAUUGGGGUACUGACCAGUAUGGUAUCUCUCAAUGUCGUAGAUUCUUCUGUGAAUUUAUGUCAUUCUUCCACAGAUAUGUUCCAAUGGGUAUUUGUGAAAGAUACCCCGUUCUACUAAACGAAAGACCACCAAAUUGGAAAGGCCGUGAUGAUCUAGAAACAUUGUUAGGCUCCACUGACUCUAACGACUGGCUCAAAUUAUCCGAAAUGUUCUUUGGUAAAGUGAACGAUGAAUUCGUUUUCACUCCAAAACAUAAAAGUAAUUCAUUUGCAACUAACUAA
Kluyveromyces lactis is the source of this 1998-nucleotide messenger RNA. RefSeq names its product tRNA dihydrouridine synthase DUS3 (gene DUS3). The transcript has a single exon. The coding region runs from base 1 to 1998 and encodes 665 amino acids. Lineage: Eukaryota; Fungi; Ascomycota; Saccharomycetes; Saccharomycetales; Saccharomycetaceae. Gene Ontology annotation, molecular function: RNA binding; metal ion binding; tRNA dihydrouridine synthase activity. The record is from RefSeq and is a predicted model, not a curated record. Gene Ontology annotation, biological process: tRNA processing.